Messenger RNA from Pectinophora gossypiella (pink bollworm), 2055 nucleotides. Its product is annotated as mini-chromosome maintenance complex-binding protein. Gene Ontology annotation, molecular function: chromatin binding. The coding region runs from base 208 to 2028 and encodes 606 amino acids. The transcript is spliced from 9 exons. The record is from RefSeq and is a predicted model, not a curated record. Gene Ontology annotation, biological process: DNA-templated DNA replication. NCBI's taxonomy places the organism in Eukaryota, Metazoa, Arthropoda, Insecta, Lepidoptera, Gelechiidae.
UAGUGAAAAUGGUGGGCUGGUCAGCUAAUCAGCUUGCAAUCGAGAAUUUCGCGCGCUGUCAAAUGUUUCUCAUUUUACAUUAAAUUGAGUUCAGUUUUGCACGUUAGUUGUUGUAGAUAAAUAAUAAAGAUCACUGUCUUACAUGAUAAAUUUCACUGAGAUAACAAUAUAUUACGUUUCUGUGUGAAAAACGAUCUUAAAUAAAAAAUGCACGAUCUUGUGUCUGAUUUCGAAACUGUGACCCCUGAUUUGUGGUUAUCCGACGAAGAGGCAUGGAAGGAGAAACUUCUGAAACUGCCCAACUUGUAUCAUAUUCCGCUAAUCAACACGAAUGCAUCUCACAACCUGGCUGAUGGUACACUAGUAAGGUUCCGUGGCAUGGUGCAGGACAUGCACAACCCUGAGUUCUACUUCGAACAGUACGAAGUAUUUAACACUUCUACGAAUGAAACUAAGAUCAAAUCUGGAAAGUUCAGAGAUACUUCUGAUAUAUUGGAAAAUGAAAAAGUGAACUACACAGAGAAUUUAACCAGUGGCCAACGUCAAACUGUUGUUGUUGUAUCCAUGCCUGGACUGAGCGACUGGGCACAAGAUAUAGAACACAAGCAAAACCACUUAAAACAUUUAGAAGAGCAACCGAAUACUUCCAAACGUCUACAAAAUGCUGCUAAAUUGAAACGUAGUUACGAUGAAACCGAAGAUGAAAAUGGUGAAGCUAUGGAAGUGGUUGAUGAAGCUGCAUGUGUAAAUAAAGAACCAAGAACAAAAGAGAAUAUGAAUAGUGCAGCUAAUGUAGUGUCCAGAGAGCAUUUACUUAAUUUCCCUUUACCUGAUGUUGCUAGCAAAUCAUGUAUUGUAAAGAUAUAUGAAGACACAGAUAACUUAAAAGUCAAUGAUAUGAUUGAAGUGAUCGGCUUUCUCUCUGUUGACCCUACUUUAUCUGGAGAAUUUCAACCAGAGAAGAAUGCCUUAAUUGAACCGGAGGUUGAAUCGGAAGCUGAAACUAUCACGCACAACCCACCACCCAGUUUGGUUCCAAGACUACAUGCUGUAUAUGUUAAAAAGUUGGAGCAUUGUAAUCCUUUGAUUACUGAGGCUAUUGAUCAGGAUACAGUAUUAAAAGAGGCUAAUUCCGCCAGGGAGCACCUACUGAAGGCUCUAACUGAACUGUUAUUGGGAGACAGGCUCGCAGCAGAGUAUUUAAUAUGCCAUCUUAUUGCGUGUGUAUACCUCCGUCAGGACACAAUCGCCCUUGGUCAAUUCUGUCUCAACCUGUCGAACUUGCCGACACAAAAGUACCCAAACUACGCUAAACAGCUCUACGACAUUAUCAAACAGUUCGUCACUAAAAGCUACUACCUGCCUCUUACUAUUGAUAAUAUGAACACCAUGACACUCUUGCCUAAAAAAGACUACGAAUGCAACCGCUUGACCAGUGGAGUACUCCAAUUAAGCAAAGGAACGCAUUUGGUCUUGGACGAAACCAAGAUGGAACAGGGAAGAUUGGAUAACACGGGGGUACAUAAUGUGGCUGCAUUGGGUCACCUGAUCAAGAACCAAAAAGUGGAAUACGACUUUAAAUAUUACAAGAUGGAGUUUGAAUCUGAUAUAUCCGUUCUGGUACUGUCUGAGGGGAAAUCGCUGUUGCCGAGUGACUACCACGUUCCACUGAAACCGGAAGAAUCGUCGUUAGAGAUUUUCGACGCGAUUGUAGAAGCAGCCACGUACUAUUUAAAGGAAGAUAUUAUGAAUAUCAUCCGAGUAUACUUGACUAACUUGAAGCUUGUCAAAUACACCAUAAGUGAAGAUUUACAGUUCGUCGAAGAAGACUUCAUAGAAAUGCGAAGCAAGGCUGACAGCAGCAACCCGGUUACCGCUGACGACCUCCACCGAUUACUAGUAUUAGCGCGACUUGUCAGCUUGUCUCGAGGUCGAGACACCCUGCUUAAAGACUGCUGGGAUGACACCAAGAGGAUGGAGGCUGAACGUCUACAGCGAGUCAAGAACCGAGUGCAGAGCACUUUUUAGUUUAAGCGUGUCCUUUUAUAUUAUUAU